Messenger RNA from Prosopis cineraria, 1473 nucleotides. Its product is annotated as 3-oxoacyl-[acyl-carrier-protein] reductase 4-like. The record is from RefSeq and is a predicted model, not a curated record. Gene Ontology annotation, molecular function: NAD binding; 3-oxoacyl-[acyl-carrier-protein] reductase (NADPH) activity. The transcript is spliced from 11 exons. Gene Ontology annotation, biological process: fatty acid biosynthetic process. Bases 188 to 1147 code for a protein of 319 amino acids. NCBI's taxonomy places the organism in Eukaryota, Viridiplantae, Streptophyta, Magnoliopsida, Fabales, Fabaceae.
GUCGCCCUUCUUGUUGUGUCCGGAGCUUCCGAAGCUACACCCAAAGCCAACGCUCUUCGUUACUAGUAACUGACACCAUUUCUGAUUUAAAGGCCCAGCAAUUUCGUUCUUCAAUUCACAUCUGGCUUCCACUGCUACAUCUCAUCCUUCUUCUAUUUUCGCUGUUCGGAGGGUUUUUCGAACUGUCAUGGCUUCCAUAGCCGGAUCAAACUGUGUUGCUUUCAAAGAACCCGUCGUUUUGCCCAAGUUUGGAGGCUUUUCUAACAGGAAAGUUGCUCAUCUUCAUGCGAGUCAGCUCCGUCCCCUUUCGAGAAUUCACUGCAGAUCCAACCGUUCAUUCGGAUCCUCUGUUAUAAGAGCUCAGGUUGCUACUCUUGAAGAAGCAGGAACUGGGACUGCCCAAAAUAUUGAAGCACCUGUUGUUGUAGUGACUGGAGCCUCCAGAGGAAUUGGUCGAGCAAUUGCAUUGUCUUUGGGUAAAGCUGGUUGCAAGGUCCUUGUUAAUUAUGCAAGAUCAUCCAAAGAAGCAGAGGAGGUGUCCAAGCAGAUUGAGGCACAUGGUGGACAAGCUCUUACAUUUGGGGGAGAUGUUUCUAAUGAGGCAGAUGUGGAAGCUAUGAUUAAAACUGCAGUUGAUGCUUGGGGAACUGUUGAUGUGUUGGUAAACAAUGCAGGAAUCACCAAGGAUGGUUUGUUAAUGAGAAUGAAGAAAUCUCAAUGGCAGGACGUUAUUGAUCUCAAUCUCACUGGUGUUUUUCUCUGCACCCAAGCAGCUGCUAAAAUCAUGAUGAAGAAAAAGAAGGGAAGGAUAAUCAACAUUGCAUCAGUUGUUGGUCUAGUUGGCAAUGUUGGACAAGCCAAUUAUAGUGCUGCGAAAGCAGGAGUGAUUGGUCUGACAAAAACCGUUGCAAGGGAGUAUGCUAGCAGAAACAUCAAUGUCAAUGCUGUUGCUCCAGGGUUUAUUGCAUCGGACAUGACUGCCAAACUAGGAGAGGACAUUGAGAAAAAAAUUUUGGAGUCAAUCCCCUUAGGAAGAUAUGGGCAACCAGAAGAAGUCGCUGGACUGGUGGAAUUCUUGGCUCUUAAUCCUGCUGCCAGUUACAUCACUGGACAGGUUUUGACUAUUGAUGGAGGAAUGGUGAUGUAAAUCAACAGUCUUUCUCUGGCAAACUGAAUUUCUGAGCUUUGGUGUUCAUCCUAAUGGGCUUGGCAGAUCAAAAAAGGCAGUUAAUUUUAUACUGAUUAUUGCAACCUAGGAAAACUUCGUCGUAUAUUCCUAGAGUUCUAGUUGUACUUUUGACUGAAGCCUAAAAAGGACGCCUUCAACUGGCACUGUCUUGGGCUUUAUUCGGCAUCUUGUUGCAUUUUGGUUUUCUUUUAAAUGGUAAUGUUAAGGUUGAAUAGGUGUAAUUAUUCUAAAUAUUUUAUGCAAUUUCAGCCAGCUUGCAAUUUUUGGCAGCAUUUGCUGUUGAA